CUUUACUAGUCAGCAGAGGGAGCGAAUGUUUCGCUGUAGCCUACAAUAAGACUAUCGAAGAUAUUACUCCUUGUUACUCCGGUGUUAGUUGGACCAAAUGUCUGUGUCAUUUUAAUGUUUGUCAAUCUGAUGUGAAAUCAAGGCCAUGGUCUCUAGUAUCCGCACUCGGCCCAAUGCACUGUCAAUUGAUUUUAUCACCGCAAAAGCGCGAGUUCGCGCGUGAGAGCGAUGAGAUUGUUUCUUUAAGGACAGCACCUUUUCGACGGAGAGAGGGAGGGAUGGGUUGACAGAAGCAGGAGAAGGAGAAAGACGGGGGUUGUGGUUAGGUGCACGUCGCUCGCGCCCAGUGCCGUCGCUACAUGUGUGAGAAGGGAGGGAAGGGGGAUGCUGGCUGGCUAACGGGUUUUCACGGCGACACAGCUUCUAACGGCGAGAUGCUGCGAUGGAGUAAAUAGGAAUGAUGUCUUAUUUGCUUUCGAUGUCAAGGCUGCUCCUUUUAUCCAUCUGAUCUGAAGACCACCCUGGGGGGUUCGUGGCCCGCCACUACACCUGCCCUCCCCCCUCCUGACCCUCCCUGGGACCCGUAGUCACCCCCACAGACCCCUCCUAACUGGUCCCACCACUGCACCCCUCACACAGACACAUCUAUUACCCGGGGCUGUCUCAAAUCCUCCUACUCAGCCAGACUCACUGACAUAACCAAUCAGUGGUCCUCAGCCCACACAGAGAGCCAAUAGGGUGUUUGUGAGACAUAGCAGAGCUUUUCCCAUGAGAUUACUGCAUCCCAAACAGCCAAUCAGGUGAAGCCAGGAAGUGGAGUGUAGGUAGUAGCUAAGUACAGAGAGGCAAGACUUUAACUGUCCCGACACAGUUAGCGCUGCCUAUGACCUGUUCUUCAUAGAGAGGAGGCAGGAGGGCUAGCAUUCCGCCUGCUUGUUUACCAACCUCUCGUACAUAGAAACCGGUGAAACGGACCGAGACACAGAGACCAAGCUCCAAAGGAGACAAAGCAAGGCAGAGAAACUUAGGGGCUGAAGACUAUUGGCUGCCCACACAGCACCUCACACAAGCAUCCACACUUUCAAACGUUCCGUAGGCCCUCGAGGCAAAUUAUCCCGGCGCCCAGACACUCUCUGCUAACACCCCGCCCCUCCACUCCUCUCUCUCACGCACUCCCACACUAUCUCCGGUCCCGAGAUGAUGUGCGAGGUGAUGCCCACCAUCUCCGAGGACGGGCGCGGCGGUGGGCCUUCCUCGCCGGCGGGGGGUGGCGGGGGAAUGGGCGGCGGCAUGGGGGGUGGCUACGGGGGCAGGGGGGAGCCCCGGGGCGGGGGGGAUGAGGGGGGCAGCACGGGGAACCUAGAGUCCCUCAUGGUCAACAUGCUGACGGAGCGGGAGAGGCUGCUGGACAGCCUCAGGGAGACCCAGGACAGUCUGGGUGCAGCCCAGCUUCGCCUCAGAGACCUCAGCCACGAGAAGGACUCCCUCUCCAGGCAGCUGUCCAUCGCCCUGCCACAGGAAUUUGCAGUGCUGACCAAAGAGCUAAACGUCUGCCGGGAACAGCUGCUGGAGAGAGAGGAGGAGAUAGCAGAACUCAAGGCAGAAAGAAACAACACACGGCUCCUCCUGGAGCACCUGGAGUGCCUGGUGUCUCGUCACGAGCGCAGCUUGAGGAUGACGGUGGUGAAGAGGCAGGCCCAGUCUCCAGCUGGCGUCUCCAGCGAGGUGGAGGUCCUGAAGGCCCUCAAGUCCCUAUUUGAACACCACAAAGCCCUGGAUGAGAAGGUGCGAGAGAGGUUACGUGUGGCCCUGGAAAGAGUAUCUGUUUUAGAGGAAGAACUUGAGUCCUCCUCAAAUGAGUGCCAUUCUUUAAGGGACCAAAUCAAAAGACGGCAACAAGGCUUGGACAGUGGGAAAGAGCGGCUGCCCAAUGGGCCCUCCGUCCUGGAUGAUGGAGAGAUGGACAGAGAGAGACUGAGAGAAACUGAGAUGGAGCGGCAGAGAGCAGAGCUGGCCCAGCUGAAAGAGAGACUGGCCCUCAUGUGCAGACAGGUUGGGGACAUUGAGGAACAGUUGACUGCUGCCAGGAGGGAGGUGACCAAGUCAGAAGAGGCCAAUCAGAAACUGCAGAGGGAUGUGAAGGAGGCUCUGUGUCAGAGAGAGGACAUGGAGGAGAGAAUAACGACUUUAGAACGCAGGUACCUGAGUGCCCAGAGAGAGGCGACGUCUCUCCACGACAUUAAAGACAAGCUGGAGAAUGAGCUGGCCAGUAAAGACUCUCUCUACAGACAGAGUGAGGAGAAGAACAGGCAGCUCCAGGAGCGUCUAGACGACGCCAAACGGAAGCUGCAGCAGACCCUACAGAGGGCUGAGACACUGCCGGAGAUAGAGGCCCAGCUCGCCCAGAGGGUGGCUGCCCUCAACAAGGCCGAGGAGCGUCAUGGUAACUUUGAGGAACGAUUGCGACAGAUGGAAGCGCAACUAGAGGAGAAGAAUCAGGAGUUACAGAGGGCGAGGCAGAGGGAGAGGAUGAAUGACGAACACAACAAGCGUCUGUCUGACACAGUGGACAAGCUGCUGUCUGAGUCCAACGAGAGGCUUCAGCUCCACCUCAAAGAGAGGAUGGCGGCCCUGGAGGAAAAGAAUGCUCUGUCUGAGGAACUUUCUAACAUGAAGAAGAUCCAGGAUGACCUUCUGGCGAACAAGGACCAACUGAUUGCCGAGCUGGAGAGGAUUCAGCUGGAGCUGGACCAGCUUAGACUGAGGCCAGGAGUCUCCUGUUAUUCCAGGUCUCUCCCAGGCAGUGCCCUGGAGCUGAGGUACUCCCAUGGGGGCAGUUCCCUGCCCACCGGUUCCACUGCUCACCUGGAUCACUAUGGUAAUGCCAACACCGUCGCUGUAGUCAGGCGGACUCACCGCGGACGCUGGAGCACAGCCCGGGAGGACCCCAGCAAGUACGGGGACUGGGACGGUGGAUCAACAUUGCUGCGGGCAGGGUUCGAGGGGGGCGUGGACCACGGUUGCUCUGACGACGAGGAUGACAGAGAGACACUGUUUGGCUCAGAGCUGCUGUCUCCGAGUGGACAGACUGACGUUCAGACACUAGCCAUCAUGCUUCAGGAGCAGUUAGAGGCCAUCAACAAGGAGAUCAAGCUGAUCCAGGAAGAGAAGGAGAGCACAGAGUUGCGAGCUGAGGAGAUCGAAACCAGGGUCAGCAGCGUGGCUCUGGACGGCUCCCCCAUCCCCCCCUCCUCCCUGGGGAGAGACAGUCUGGGACGCGGCUUCAUCCCUCCGUCCCUCACCUCCUCCACACUGGCAUCCCCCUCUCCCCCCAGCUCUGGACACUCCACCCCCCGCCUGCCUCACUCCCCCCACCGCGAGACAGAUAGACAGAACAACAAAGAGGACGAUAGGUCCCUUGCGCUUCUCGACUCCACCCCUCCGCCCACUCCUCGAGCUCUGCGGCUGGACCGGAUGACACUCACCCACCCAGGGGCCAUGAUGGACGACCCCAGGGAGUUCCGCAGUCUGUCGGCAGACGGCAGCAGCUCCAACAGCAGCCAGGACUCUCUCCACAAAGCCAGUAAAAAGAAAAGCAUCAAGUCUUCCAUUGGCCGGCUUUUUGGGAAGAAGGAAAAAGGAAGGAUGGGCCCAGCUGGGCGAGAGUCUGCCUCUCUGGCCUCUACGCCCUCUGAGGAUCUGGCCACUGGAGAUCCUAUGGGACUGACCAAGGGAGGCAUGACAGGAACUGUAGACAACCGUCGCAGCAAAAAGAAACAUGAGCUGCUGGAGGAGGCGUGUCGUCAAGGUCUUCCCUUUGCAUCCUGGGAUGGACCCACUGUGGUGUCCUGGCUUGAGCUGUGGGUGGGCAUGCCGGCGUGGUACGUGGCAGCCUGUCGUGCCAACGUGAAGAGUGGUGCCAUCAUGGCCAACCUGUCGGACACAGAGAUCCAGAGGGAGAUUGGUAUCAGCAACCCCCUGCACCGGCUCAAACUGAGACUGGCCAUCCAGGAGAUGGUUUCCCUCACCAGCCCCUCAGCACCGGCUAGCACGCGCUCCUCAACCAGUAAUGUGUGGAUGACCCAUGCUGAGAUGGAGUCGUUGAACGCAGCCACCAAACCGGAGCUGAAAGAGAUUAGCUGGGAUCAGAUCCUGGCCUAUGGGGACAUGAACCAUGAGUGGGUGGGUAAUGACUGGCUGCCCAGCCUGGGUCUGCCCCAGUACCGCUCCUACUUCAUGGAGUCCCUGGUAGAUGCUCGCAUGCUGGACCACCUCACCAAGAAGGAGCUGAGAGGACAGCUGAAAAUGGUGGACAGCUUCCAUAGGGUUAGUUUGCAUUAUGGUAUAAUGUGUCUGAAGCGCUUGAACUACGACCGUAAAGAGUUGGAGAGGAGAAGAGAAGACAGUCAGCACCAAAACAAAGAUGUGAUGGUCUGGUCCAACGAGCGUGUGCUAUGCUGGGUGCAGACCAUGGGGCUGAAGGAGUACGCUGACAACCUGGUGGAGAGUGGGGUUCACGGGGCCCUCCUGGCCCUGGACGACACUUUUGACUACACUGACUUGGCCCUGCUGCUGCAGAUACCCAAUCAGAACACACAGGCAAGACAACUUCUAGAAAAGGAAUACAACUCCUUGAUCUCUAUGGGAACGGAGAGAAGGCCUGAUGAGGAUGGGAAUAAGACCUUCACACGCUCCCCAUCCUGGAGGAAGAUGUUCAGGGAGAAGGACCUGAGGGGGGUGACAUCGGACUCAUCUGAGACCCUGCCUGCCAACUUCCGUGCCUCCGCCAUUUCCACGCCCUCCGUGACCCUGAGAAAGGUUCAGAGUGACGUGAACUCGGGCCCUCGGGGGGAGGCAGCUUCAAUUAGAACAUACUCUUGCUGAAAGAAUAAAAGGGCGAACGCUAACCGGAUCAGGACCGGGGUUGCCCUCCUCAUUCCUUCACGGGAGGGAAAAAUCGGUGACAAAAAGCAAUGAAUAUAUACAUUUACUUACUAUAAAACCUACUGGUCUGACUGUUCUGCAAUAACAGAAGUACGGGAAGGAAGAAAGUCGGGUCGGAGAGGGAGAAACAGCAAACGGAGAAUGAAUGAGUGGAUGAAAUAUUGACGAGCUAUAUAGGUACAUGGGGUAGGAGGCUGAAGUUCUCUCUCACUCUCUCUCUUUGUUCUGGCUCGGUGUGCGACUGUGAGGAGGGAUGACUGGUGUCCGGUGUCAGCCAUUGUGGAUCUCUAUCAGGUAGCUUCUCUGGUGCCGUCAGGGUUCCCAUAUGUGCCCCAAUUGGUUAAGUGGUGCGGUAAAAACCAUGUCCCCCCCCAUUCAGGCCUCCAUCUUGGCCCCAGCCACAUCAGAGGGACAGCCAGACGCCCGUCUCCUCACGGUUUAUCUGUUGGCACCUUGAAAGCCGAGCCGUCCAUUAUGGAGAUCAAAGGGCCGGCUAGAGCAGCGGGGGUAUGGUGGGGCCGCACGGAGGCAUUGUGUUAAAUGACUGAUGUUAUUUAGUAGUUUGUAGUCAGCCAGUAAAGCCGGUUAAAUUAGAGUGUGGUUAAGGCUAGGUUACAUCCAAGGUAAUGGCACUGCAGACGCGCCCGGCCCCUUUCGGGUCUCAUCUUCAGCUCGGGUGUUCAUCGGAGCGCUCCUGAAAAAACAAGAGGGAACGAUAGAGGGAUGAUGAAAGAGAGAUAAGACAGUCAAAUGUGAUGCGGAUGAAAAGAGGAUGGAGAUGAUAACAUUUAACGCAGGCCAGCCGUAAACAAUCAAGAAAGUACGGAAGACGAGCAGCGGGUCCAGGAAGAAACCUUUAGCUUCUGUGUUAUGAUGCAUGUCAAACAAGAUGGCUGUGGAGCCAAAUAUGGUGGGGCUGAAGGAGAGAAAAACAUAUAUCUGUAUAAAUAAAACCUACGAGGAUGAAAGCCCCGGGAACAAUUUGUAAAAUUGUGUGUAUUUUCAUUUUGACUUUUUACGUUUUUAUGAUAACUAUAUUUAUUUUCGUUAUUUACGUAUUGAAUAACUGUAUGUACAUGUUCGUUACUUAAUUCUGACUCAUUUAAUUUGAUCUAGUUCAUAAGUUAAACAUUAAUAGGAUAUGCUACUGUAUGUGUACAUUUUGAGAACUAAUUGUGUUAUGACUGAGGAAGAAAAUGACAAAGAUGACAGUAAUACAAAUUGGAAAUAAAAAAUAAAAAAAAUCUGCAAAAUAAACAAUAACAGUGAUGAUGAAAUCCAAAAUAAAGUGGUGUCCUGUGUUAAAACA
Molecule: messenger RNA, 6253 nt
Organism: Esox lucius (northern pike)
Lineage: Eukaryota; Metazoa; Chordata; Actinopteri; Esociformes; Esocidae
Gene: ppfia3
Product: PTPRF interacting protein alpha 3
Exons: 32
Coding region: 1198-4884 (1228 amino acids)
Biological process (GO): synapse organization
Cellular component (GO): presynaptic active zone
Molecular function (GO): protein binding
Source: RefSeq, a predicted model, not a curated record